AUGGAACCAUAUAACCAAGAAGACAAAACCUUUCCACCAGAUUAUAAGACUUUAUAUUCAGAUUUGAUUAAAAAAUAUAAUCAUUUACAAGAAGAGAAUAAUGAUCAAACCAAAGAAUCAAAUGCCAAAAUCAACAGACUUGAAAAAGAAAAGAAAUAUUUAUUGGAUAAAUUAUUAAUCUUUGAAAAUUUAGAUGAAAAAGAUAAUAACCAAAAUAAUCAAAAUAAUAAUAAUAAUAAUAAUAAUUUUUCAUUUGAAGAUGAUUCAGACAAUGAAUCUGAAAAUAAUAAUAAUAAUAAUAGUAUUAAUAUAAUAAUUGAAAGGAAAUCCAAAACAACAAGAAUAUCAUCAAACAACAUCAACAACCAUAACAACAACAACAAUCUAAUUAAAUUAGAUUCAGCAACUUCAUCACCUCCACUUUUUUUUCAAAAUUCAGCAACCUCAUCACCUCCCAUUAAUCCCAAUUUAACAACAUCUUUGAAUUCAAGAUUUUCACCAAUUACUCAUCACCCUAUAUCAUCCUCAUCAUCAACAACAUACAAGAAUCAAUAUCAUUCAUCUCCACCACCACCAGCGGCUGCUGCUGGACAUCAAAAUACUCCUUAUCAAUAUGAAGAAUAUCAUCAAUACGAUUUGCCAACUAUUAAUAGUAGUAGACAUCAUAAUCAUCACCACAACAGCCGGAAUAAUAAUAAUAAUAAUAAUAAUAAUGACCAACCUAGACAACCACAACAACAACCAAGAUAUUCACCUCCAUCAUCACCAACCACGGUUGUGUAUCCAUCUUUAAAUAAUUCUCCACCUCCAAAAUCAAAAUCAACGCCAGUCCAAACCCAACAACACCAACAACCCCCAAGACCCAAUUUCCCAUCACCUCCCAAUACAUCUUCUCAUGGUGGAGUUUAUCCUCCUCCUCCCCCUCCUUCUUCUUCUCAAAAUCAUUUCCCAAAUUUUAAUAGUCAUCAACUUUAUCAACAUCAUCAUCAUCAUCAUUCAGUUGUACGUCAACCACCUCCACCUCCACCUCCACAUCCACCUUCACAACCACCACAACAAACCCCAUUACAAUUUAUACAUUAUCCUAUAACUAGGUCCUCAACAUCAACAACAUCAACACAACAAACCCGUCCACAACCUACAUUACCAUUAUCACCUCCACCAACUCCCUCACCACCUCCACCACCUCUUCUUCCCACUACUCCUCUACCAACACCCUCACCAACAUCACACAAACCAAGCCAAAGAGGUGGAAGAAAAAAAGGUAGGGAAGGAAGACUAGGAGCACAAUUACAUAUUAAUCCUGGUAUUAAUGAAAGGUUGGCAAGUGGGGAGGAUCCAAAGGUUGGCGAGUAUAAUUUCGAAGGACCCCCACCAGUUGCCAAACCAGGACACUGUGCAGCCUUUGGGAAGAACCGUCUGUGCAAGAGUAAAUCAUUGGUCAAUUGUAAAUACUGUUGGCAUCAUGCACCAUUGGAUCCAAACUCUGAUUUUAAAUGGUGUGAAUAUAUUACCGAUCAUCAAGUUGGCAAUAAAAUAGUUGGUAAAAAGUGUAAUGUUCCAGUCUCCAAAGCAAAGAAUAGAAGAUAUUGUGGUUACCACGUUCCAAAAGAAAUAUCUGAAAAUGAACAAAAUAAUAAUAAUAAUAAUAAUAAUCAAUCAUCAAUGGAGGUUGUAGUAGUAACUGGAAAAAGAAAAAAGAAUAAUAGUAUUAUUGAUAAAGAUUUACCAGAAAAUAGAAAAACAGCUAGAUAUGGUGGUGGUGGUGGUAGUGGUGGAGAUGAUAAUGAUAAUGAUGAAGAAGAUGAAGAUGAUCAUUAUUCAUAUUCUUUUUCUGAUCAUCAAACUGGGUCAUCUAGUCCAUUACCUCCACCAUCAUCAUUCUCACCAUUCUCACCUACCAAUUUUACAAGUAGUGUUUUAUCUACAUCAACUACAUCAACUUCAUCAACCACUUUACGAAAUCCUUUUAGCAGCCGUGCUUACUUUGGAAAUCAUCCAAAAAAACAUAAUAAUAAUCAAAAUCAAAAUAAUAAUCAAAAUAAUAAUCAAGAUAAUGACCAAGACAGUGAUCAAGAUAGUGAUCAAUAA
Molecule: messenger RNA, 2091 nt
Organism: Cavenderia fasciculata
Lineage: Eukaryota; Evosea; Eumycetozoa; Acytosteliales; Cavenderiaceae
Exons: 2
Coding region: 1-2091 (696 amino acids)
Source: RefSeq, a predicted model, not a curated record